AACCCCAAAACCCAAAUCCCUCACCGUUCUCCUUUCCGACGAGGAGCCUCUUGCGAGAUGCGUCGAUCCAGUGCACAAUUGAAGUAGUUUGAAUACCUAAUUGAGAGAGAACCAGAAGAUUAUGAUAUCAGCAGGAUGAAGCUAAAGAUCGUUUGUCGCAAAAUAUAUGAUUAUAUUCGCUACGAUCUGAAAGAAAUUGCUUUUCCGUCAUCCUUGCCCGACCCCCCGCAUAUCAAAAAACGAAGGAAACUCACCUGGAAAGAGCGCUGGUACGUUUUGAAGGAAGCAUCUCGGCUUUAUGCAGCUAGCUGGGUUAGAGAUAUCGGCCCCGACCUUAGACCGAACGACUAUAAAAAAGAUGUGGAAGAUGACGAAGAUCCAAUUCGGAAAGAAAAUAGAAAAUCAGCAGACCGAAAUGAACCGUCGGCUUUGGAGGAUCUUGCGGUGGCAGCGAGAGGUGGGAUGGAGACACUCAGACCCGCAUUGCAGCGAAUUUACAUGACGCGCGCUUCUGCUUAUAGAGAUGCGCUGAAAAGCUUCAUAGAAGGGUAUCAGGAAGGGGUAAAGCAAGUCAUGGAAGAUAAGGGAGAUGCGAAAUCUCAACAUCAAGGCGAAGAACCGAAGAAACCAAUAUGACCUCUAACUGUAUGAGUUUUUUGUUUGUUGUUGUGAAUGAUGAAGCUACAUGCUGGUACUUUUCACAAAUUUAGCUUCUGAUGGUUCUUCAGUGGGCAGAAUUUUCCUUCUUUUGCUCUUUCCAUUUUGGUUUUUUAAUUUUGCAGUUCAUUUGUUUGGCCAAUUAAGAUCCUUGUUUUCCAGGA
This is a messenger RNA of Ananas comosus (pineapple), 821 nucleotides long. RefSeq lists its product as uncharacterized. Bases 136 to 636 code for a protein of 166 amino acids. The transcript has 2 exons. The record is from RefSeq and is a predicted model, not a curated record. NCBI's taxonomy places the organism in Eukaryota, Viridiplantae, Streptophyta, Magnoliopsida, Poales, Bromeliaceae.